AUGGAAUGGUUCCCUCAAUGGCUUCUUGAUUUGGCCAAGAAACAUAAUGCAGUGAUCGCAAGCGCCAACUACCGUCUUCUUCCCGAAGCCACGAGUCUCGACAUCUUCGAAGAUGUCGAAGAUUUCUGGACUUGGCUCCACUCCUCGGAAGUUGAAGAGCUGCUGUCGUCAUGUGUAAACCCCACGAAGCUAAACCUUGACCGUAUCAUCACGGCAGGCGAAUCUGCGGGUGGUCUACUUAGCGUAUGCCUAGCCCUGGCUCAUCCGGAUGAAAUCCGAGCGGCAACAGCAAGUUAUCCAUGUCUCGAUAUGGCUUCGGCGCACUACAGUGCCCCAAAUCCGGUGCCACUGACCAAUCCGCCCAUCCCUGAGUCGCUGAUUGACGAAACUCUUGCCCAAGUCAAACCUGGAGCUAUCAGAUCUUCCGCUUUAUUACCCGACCGGUUGGACUUGGGGCUUGCAGCGAUUCACUACGGGCGCCUUACCCAGUUAUAUGAGCGAGGAAUAGGGAGCUCACACCACCGAGAUCUGCGGUACCCCUUAGAGAGACUAGACCAGCUAGAUGCUAAAAUUCCUCGAGGUGGGAUUGCUAUCAUCCAAGGAUUGCAAGAUCACAUCGUGCCCGCCGAAGGCAAUCAGAGAUUUGUUGAAAAGGGACGCGAGGUCAUGAAAGGAAAACCGAGCGCUGAUAAAAUUAUACUGACUCUACGAGAAGGUACCCACGGAUUGGACAUUCCGGCUCGUUUAGAAGAGGGAUGGAUGCAAGAACACCUGGAAGCGGCAGUUGAGGCUUGGCUAAUGUAG
This is a messenger RNA of Aspergillus oryzae RIB40, 804 nucleotides long. RefSeq lists its product as uncharacterized. The record is from RefSeq and is a predicted model, not a curated record. Gene Ontology annotation, molecular function: hydrolase activity. Bases 1 to 804 code for a protein of 267 amino acids. NCBI's taxonomy places the organism in Eukaryota, Fungi, Ascomycota, Eurotiomycetes, Eurotiales, Aspergillaceae. The transcript has a single exon.